AUGUCCGCAUCCCCCAUCGUUGAUAUCUUGCAGCUUCAAGCCAACACCGCCUACCUACCUGGAAGUCACAAGUCACUGACGUGGGCACCGGAAAUGAUUAUGCUUUUCUGGGAGGCGUUACAAUGUAACAAGCGUUUCCGCUCCUUCAUCAUUGACACAGCCAGAUCUCAUGAUUUUGUCGUGCUUGUGCUAUACUAUGCUCUGGAUCAACGAAACGACCCAUCAAAACAAGGUCUUGUACGCAUGUGCAUCUUUGUACUACAGACUCUGAGUGUCGAGCCGCAGUUUGGCAAGAGCCUGAAUAAGGCAUUCGAGGGCCAGGAAUCCCUGCCGCCGAGCAUACGGAUACCGAACUUCCACGGCACCUAUGCCGAUUACAUUAUCACUUCCAUCUAUACACUACUCACUACAGGUAAAGGCAGAUUGGAUGCAAUAUACCCUGCUCUGCUUGCCAUUUUAAACAAUAUUGCUGCAUAUGUGCAAAACCUUGGACGUGCUUCAAGUUCUAAGCUGCUCCAAUUGUUCGCAUCCAUGUCAUCACCAAGCUUUCUCUUUGCAAAUGAGAGCAACCACGCCCUGCUACACUCACUCUUGGAAGCUCUGAAUGCGAUGAUCGAGCAUCAAUAUCAACACAACCCAAACCUUGUAUACGCCAUCAUAAGGUUACGAAAAAAGUUCCAAGCGCUACGAGAUUUCACCCUUGAAAGCGGUCAGGAAGAGCUCGAGCGCCAGAAUCAAUUACGCAAAGAUGGUGGAGAGGAGCUGUCACGACAAAAUUCUAUCGACAGCUUACGGAGCUCGAAUGUUGCCCGAACUCCCACUUUGGGCAAUGUCCCUGAGGAAAACAGUGCUUUCGCUAUCGGCGAUGACGACUCAGAUGACGAAGCCACAACACCUGAGGCGCCACGAUCGCCAGUACAAUCACCACCCGGAGCUUCGAGACGUGCAUCGAUAGCGUCCUCCGUGGACGAGUCGGUUCCGCUGCAGCUGAGAGGCAUGUCUGAGAAAGCAAGAGGGAAGAUGCCCGUUGGUCAGCCUGCUUUCUCUCGCCAAAACAGUAUGACGAGCCUCCAUAGCAUGGCAGGCCCAGCACUAGCUACCAAUGAGUUCUUCACGCCAUCGGUGCCGUGGCUCGAGGGCUGGCUCUCCGAACUCCCCCUCCACACAAUCAUGAUGCUGAUUACGCAACUUGGCCCCAAAAUGCCCAGCGCCGCAAACUCCAACGACACAGCCGCAGCCAUGGCCGCGAUCCGUGAGACUGAGAUCCGCGGGAUUGAGCCAUCGCCCAUUCGCGUGCACCUCUUUGAAUGGUCACCCUUAUCCCUCGGCUGGUACGAAUCCCUUCUCUGGGGCUUCGUCUUCGCUGCCGAGAUGCUCGUCGCAAAGGGCACAGCAGGCGUCUGGAACAACACCAGUAUCCGACUCUUCAAGGUACAAGAAGGCGCCGCAAACACCCCAUCCUUUAUGUCUCCACGGGGUGCGGUCGAUGCCGUGGGCAGCAAUCUCGUGCAACGGAUUGGUAGUCUGAAUCUCCGCGGUGGGACGCCGAGCGUGCCCCCGAGGAGUCCAGCAAGUAAUGGCGGGGCCGGGGCAAAUACUGUGCGUGAUGUAUAA
Messenger RNA from Plenodomus lingam JN3, 1614 nucleotides. The record is from RefSeq and is a predicted model, not a curated record. NCBI's taxonomy places the organism in Eukaryota, Fungi, Ascomycota, Dothideomycetes, Pleosporales, Leptosphaeriaceae.